AUGAUGAGAACGCUCUCUCAGACAUUUCGCUCCGUCAAACGCCCAAUUACAAAUCCUAAAUUGUCCAAAACGUCUACAAAAUCAGAACUCAAAACCAACGCGAAGCCAAAAUCAGAACUCAAAACCAACGCGAAACCAAAAUCAGAACUCAAAACCAACGCGAAACCAAAAUCAGACUCAUGGUGUGUUUAUCUCAUUCUCUCCACAAACCUCCCAAUCAAAACCUACGUUGGCGUCACAACCAAUUUCCCUCGCCGUUUAAGACAGCAUAAUGGUGAACUUAAAGGUGGUGCAAAAGCUUCCCGUGCUGGAAGGCCAUGGAUUUGUGCAUGUAUUGUUUGUGGCUUUACAGACCGAAGUGAAGCUUGUGUAUUUGAAUCAAUAUGGAAAGCUUUGACGAGGAGACUUCCACGCAAAAAUCAAACUGGCGAACCCUCCAAGCAAAGCGAAGAUCCGUCACGCCCACUGCUGCAACACAGACAAGCAGCUUUAAAUAGAGUAAAAACCUCACUUGACUGCACAAACUUAGAAAUUAAUUGGCAUUUGGAUCCACUGUGA
Molecule: messenger RNA, 558 nt
Organism: Lathyrus sativus (Indian pea)
Lineage: Eukaryota; Viridiplantae; Streptophyta; Magnoliopsida; Fabales; Fabaceae
Source: the annotation of a GenBank genome assembly